AUGGGUACUACCAAAUCAGGAGUGUUCCAGUUUCUAAAAGGGAUGUCCUUAGCUGAGGAGAGCCUGAAAAUCGCCAGACUGCUCGGCAUACUGAACCAAACAGAAGAAGCUUUGGAACAAUACGACGUUGUGGAAGGAUUUGUGGCUCUCACGGAUGACGUCACACAAAAACGAUUUGCGACUCAAAUUCGAAUUGGAAGAGGCAUUGUAUACGGUUUAAUGGGUGAAACGGAGAAGUGCUUGGAAGAAUUGUCGGAUUUGAACACAACGAAUGAGGACGACGCCAUAGCGAUCGCCAACGCGAUUGCUGCUUGCCACGUAAAGGAAGGAAACAUACAGAACGCAAUUGAAUAUCUGAAUGCUCUUCUAAAAUCAUCGUCAGAUGGAAAACAACAGAAAUUGUUCGGGCAUACCUGCUUCCUCCUCGCUAGGGAGCAAAUACGAAACGGUCGUUGUGCCAGUGCAGUUCGUCUAGCGAAGCGGAUACUGCGUCUGGCUAAAACCACUUCAGACGGAGGGUUGGAGAGAGCUGGUCUGCAGCUGCUCGCCGCGAUUUACGAGGAGGAACAAGACGCUCGGUCAGCCAGUGUCUUACUCCGAAAAUACCUCGAAGUUCCCGGAGCGAGUGUCCAUGAAUCCGUGAACGCACUCCUUCAGUUGGCCGCACUUGCGCCGAAAACAGGCGAAGAUCCCGUGGCGUACCUCGGAGACGCUUUGGAACUCGCAAGGACUUCUUGCAAUCUGGACACGAUUGUUCUGGCUCAGUCGGCGAUGUUACGGCAUGUCAUCAACUCCGUCGAAAGUGACGACUUCCAAUUCUCGCAGUUGUUAUCGUCGCAGAAGGAGUUACUUAAGGCUGAGAUCGGCGCAGCAUCCAGAUCAAUAAUAUUCGAAGAUCUGGCGACGUGCGAAAAAGGAGAAAGCAGCGGAUCCCGUGAGUUGAGUGCGCUCGAGGAGAGUCUCACUGAGGCUCAAGAAGGCAACCAUAUCCUCCGUGAGCUGAUGUUGAUUGAGAAACUCGGCGACAGUUUAAUGCUAUCAGGGAGACUGGUUGAGGCAGAAGGAUUCUACCAACAGCUGCUCGCACUAGCACGACAACUUCGAGCCGUAGCUCAAAUCAAACGGGGCUACAUGAAACUGGCGAUUUUGGCCAGCGAGUCGUCACAAUGGACGUGGUGUUCAGAAUUGACCAGGAAUGCGUUAACACUGUCCCGGUUGUGUCAUGACUAUGCGUCCAAAGCCUAUAUGUUGCUGCUUUCCGGAAGAGCAGAAAUGUCCCGAGGGAACAGCAGUGUCGCUCUGAACAUUUUCGUCAAAGCAAUAAGCGUAUGCGAGCAGCAUGAGCUCCACGCGACGAUGGUGCUUGCGUCGCGGUUCGCAGUCGAUGCAGCCAUCAAAAGUGGAUUGGCUGAUUAUCAGGUGCUAGAGCAUAUCCAUCGGCACGUAUCAUUCUUCGAAUACGAAGUCGACCAAAAAGAGAAGCUCCGUUCCCUUAUACGUCUGGUAAGAUUCGAUCAAGACCUGGAUCACCUGACCGCUUUGAGUGCCGUCAAUGCUGCCAGAGAAGGCGCCUCUGGGCUUGCAGGGAACGAUAAGGCAACUAUACUGAUAGAAUGCGUCGAUGCUUGCCAAACUCUUGGUAUGCGCGACGAAGCAUGGCGAUUGCUGGAAGAUUUCAUGAAAGGCUGCUCUCUUUCCGAAGUACAACUCCAAGAGGUGGCAGAGAGGUUAACAUGCUUUCCGUUGCAUAGAAGAGUGCUACCACUGCUUCGAUUGGUUGAACAGGGAUUUUCUGAUCCACGAUUUCUUGCCCAGUUGGCUGCUUUCACGCCUACCUUCGUUUUGGCUAGACUUCCCGACAAGGAGCUACUUCCUCGACUAGUAUGUUACGUGAAAAUGGAGGAUUGGAAAAACUCUCUGGAAUGCGCAACGAUUGCAAUGAGGGACGAUUUUACCGCCAGGACGUCGAAGCGAUAUUUCGACGAGAUAUUCGCUCAACUGUCCACAGAAGAAACAAUUCAGCAGGUGCUUUUGGUUUCGAGGUGGUACGUGGAUGGCGCGAUUGACUGGAACACUCUGUCGCAGUUGGAUGAGGCGGCAUUCUGCUCUUUCUUCGAUCUCAACUUCGCCGAGCUGCUGCGGGAUCGCGUCACGUUGGUGCCGCGAUCUCGUGCUCAUCUUCACGCCCUUAUGUCCCUUGGGCAUUACGACGUCAUGCAUCAGUCAGCGCAUCCAGUGGAGAAAAUCAUUUGCGCUGCCAACACAGGUGAAACUGAAAUGAUAGAGAUGUGGUAUGAUGAAUUGAUCCAAGAUUAUCUAAGCGACAAUCCUGCCGAAAUAGACCUAUUUCCUUUCUCAUCGCUGGAGUUCCAGUUGAAGGUCGCCACUAUUUUCAUGGCCCUACAGCACGAAAAAUUCGAAGAACAGCUACUCCUCAUGGAAACAUCUAAAUGGUUGCUGGACAAACGACUCACAGAAAGACACGGUGGUUCAAUGCAUCCGUUUCAUUUACAGUUCCCAUCGACCCCAUUCAAGUACGACUUCACGGUGGGUAGAGUGGAGCUGACCUGGAGCUGGCCGGCCGACUCAGGACGACCAGAGGGAAUUAAACAGUCUCAAAUAUUCCUAGCUCUGUCUCUUCCUGGAGAGAUCUCAACAUCGUCAAUUUCGUGCUAUGUUACCUUUAAGACCACCUUUUCUUGUUGUUUACGCGAUGUUGCACCAUUAAUCGAAAGGCACCAAAGGACCGGGCUAAUGAUGCUCAGCAAUAAGUCAAAGAACUCAGAUCGAGACACUUUCUCGUUGUGCGAUCACCUGACAAGGUUGCGCAGCUCUUCCGUCGCUGUUGUGGACGUCAGCGACAACCUGCUCCAUCAAGAUAUUUGUUUUUCUAUUGGAAAAACUCCUUCAGUUAUGAUAACUAGAGGAACGCUUCCCCAUGAAGUGAUCCGUUCCCUUUUUGUCUGUGGUACGUCUGUUGUGGUUGAACUUAUUGACAGUGCUCAGUACGAGGAAAUUGAGCACCUCAUUGCAGAGAUCUGCGAAGCGGAUGACAUUGCAAAGGUUCUUUCCUCCUAUAGUUCCUUCAUGAGAUCCGCAGAUUGCCUCCGUGAUGUGUUCGAAGCUUCAACCGCCAUCUCGUCUGGUUUGGACUCAUUCAGCCUUCAUUGGAGAAAUGAUCGGUCUGAUGCUACGAACAAAGUGAAUCAUUUCAGUAAGUCGAGACGGGAGGAAUGCAAGGAUGUACCUGGUUUCGUACGAGAAACACAACAUAUCGACAACCUAUGGUUGAAUGCUGCUCGGCUAAGAAAAGUCGAACUCUCGAGAAAUGAUGCUGUUCUUUCCGAGACCAAUGAGCUACUCCAGAGGAUGCUCUGCAAAGACAGCACAUUCUCGAUGAAACAAAGGUUGAAUAGUCGUCGAGACAAACAUGAGACCAGCAAGAAGAAAAGGCGGAAAAAAGCAAGAGGCACAGUAAUGCGAGACUACCUAUCCGACAGUGGCGAGACAGGCGAACACAAAUUCAUGCAACCACGAGCAUUCGGUGAUCUCCCUCCCCGGCCCAUUUCAUCUGUGACCUGUUACAGUGGUGACUAG
Necator americanus (New World hookworm) is the source of this 3597-nucleotide messenger RNA. RefSeq lists its product as uncharacterized. The record is from RefSeq and is a predicted model, not a curated record. Gene Ontology annotation, molecular function: protein binding. NCBI's taxonomy places the organism in Eukaryota, Metazoa, Nematoda, Chromadorea, Rhabditida, Ancylostomatidae. The transcript has 22 exons. Bases 1 to 3597 code for a protein of 1198 amino acids.